This is a messenger RNA of Bacillus rossius redtenbacheri, 8603 nucleotides long. RefSeq names its product transcription elongation factor B polypeptide 3 (gene EloA). Gene Ontology annotation, biological process: transcription elongation by RNA polymerase II. The record is from RefSeq and is a predicted model, not a curated record. Lineage: Eukaryota; Metazoa; Arthropoda; Insecta; Phasmatodea; Bacillidae. Gene Ontology annotation, cellular component: elongin complex; nucleus. The transcript has 8 exons. The coding region runs from base 65 to 2347 and encodes 760 amino acids.
AUGUCUAUGGGUUUUAUUUUACCGAUCAGCUGGCAUUUCUGCUGAAUUGUAGAAAUAAGGAAGUAUGUCUGUAGUUGACGCUAUAAAGCAUUAUCAACGAAGUUUAGAAAAAUGUUCAAACGACUCCAGCAGGAUCCUGCACUGCAUCUACAAGCUGUACAAGCUGCCGAUCACGGUCCAGCACCUCCAGGAGACGGGAGUGGGUCGCACGGUCAACUCGCUGCGAAAGUUCGACGGCGACACGGGAGAAGCGGCCAAGGCGCUGGUGACCAAGUGGAAGAGCAUGGUGAUGGACGAGGACUCUUGCGGGGACGAGAACGAAGCGGAGGACGAAGACGAGGCCAAGUCCCCCGAGCAGAGCAGCGACGACAGCAGCCGGCACCGCAAGAGGAGCGACGAGAGGAGGCGGGACAAGUCCUCGAGUGAGCACAAGAGGGAUCACAAGAGGAAGUCGGAGUCGAACUCGUACAGCAGCAAAAAGAAGACGAAGGAUAAGAUCAAGGUGGAGGAGGAGGAGGAGGAGGAAGAGAGCGAGCAGGAAGAGAACGACAGCCGCGUCAGGGACAGCCCCUCUGCGCAAGCGGACGAGCGCAUGAACAAUCGGAGAAUAAAGGAGGAAAUCGACGACGAGAUCAGGAGAGUGGCGGAGGAAGACUACCGAGGAAUGGGUGACGCUGGUGUGGAAGAUAGCGGUGGGGAGAACAGUUCUCGGCUGCAGAUAGCCGAAAGUGAGAACGAAGACUCGGACAUGUUGCACGUGGAAGAGACGGCGAGCGCCGAAGAGUCAGUGUCUCGCAGGCGCGGCGGCAAGGGGGAGUCUUCCAGCCACCACAGGAGCAAGUCCGGCUCCGACAGCCACCACGGUUCCUCCAAGAAACACAAAGACAAGCACAAGGAGAGACACAAGGACAAGAGCCGUGAAAAAGAGAAGCGAUCUAGCGUGGAGAAGACUAGGCGCCAAGAGGUGGAUUCCAGUAGCAAUGACAAACCUUCUGCUUCAGAUGCGAAGGUCAAGGAGCCAUUGCCCGUCGAGGAAAAGAAGAAAUUGAAACAGGAUGCCGGGAGUAGUAGCAGUAAGAAGGUGGAAUCCAGACAUGUCUCUGCGGAUAAGAUGUCGUCUAAAGACGAGCUUAACAGCAAGCCUAAGAAAAUUAAGAAGGAAAUGCACAGUUCUUCAAAGAAGAGCAAGAAGGCAGUUGAAAAGACUGCAGAUGGAAGCAUAGACUGUUACUCAGGCGCAAGUUUUGCAGAAGCUCUAGGAAUGGUGGAUCCUUUCCCUGUUUUGAAAAAGAGCCGCAUGUCUUCGCCAACAGUUCGUCAAGAGACUUCCUCAUCUAAAAAGUCAGUGUCCAGCAGCGCUGAAGUGAAUUCGACCAGUAGUAAACCACAGUCAUCCUCUUCAAAAUCGUCUGCUCUGAAGGGUGUGGACUGGCUGUCGCCCGACGCCAAGCUGGAGCCCCUGGAGAGGCAGAUGCAGGUGGAGGUGGACUCGGACGCGGACGUGGACUCGACACUGUCGGAGAUCAACCCCAACUACCGCCCGCUGCCCUUCAUCCCGCUGGACUCGCCCCCGCACAAGAAGAGCCGGAUGCUGACCGAGGAGGAGGCUCUCAGCCAGGUCAUGUCCACCAAGAACCAGAGGACCAAGGUGUAUUCCGGACUGAAGGCGAGCAAAGGCAUGCUCAAAGUUCCUUCUCUUCUCGAGCUGUGCACGCGAGUUCUCGUCGAGAACAUUGACGCCAUGGAGUACACGGGGGGCGUGCCCUUCGAGCUGCUGGAGCCCGUGCUGAAGCACGCCUCGCCCCAGCAGCUGUUCACCUUCGAGCACUACAACCCGUACCUCAUCGGCGACACCAACGAGCUGUGGACCUUCCACGUCAACAAGGAGUUCCGCAGCAAGCAGCACCUGGAGUUCGAGACGUCCCGGGACAUGUACAUCAGGUGCGUGGAAGAGCGGGAGGAAAAGCUGAAAGCUCUGACGUCGAACAUCCAGCAGUCGAUCGCCAAGUCGACGCCGGUGCGGCAGACGAAGCUGGCGUACGUGGACAGCGUGGCGAAACCCCCGAGGAGCAUCGCCAGGAAACAGGCCAAGUACGGGACGGCGUCAGCGGUCAGCACCAGCUCCCCGGGGAAGUCCCCGCGGCCGGUGGGGUUCUCUCAGAGUGCUGCGUCGUUGUCUCCCAGCACGUCGCACGCGCCCGUGGCAGUGCCGCCACCCACGCCGCCGCGAGUGCCAGGUGAGUCCCUCCUCCCGGUGGCGAUGUUUCCCGAAACCUUGCAGCUCUCUCGGCGCCGACCUGGCGUCAGCUCCCCCGCUUGUUGGUCCGCGUAUCGCAGUUCUCCGUAAAGACCAAUGAGCUAAAGUAAGCAUUAAGGAGUAUUUAAGUUUCAUAUUUGCUGAAUGAAACACUACUUUUCUAUGAAUGAAGACAAUGUACAUGUAAAAAUAAAACCAAUAAAUGUGAGGUUAUUAGUGAUGAAUUUGAGGACCCUGAAUGCUAACAUUUUUUUUUUUGAGAAUAUUUAAUUUUUAUAUUUUUGUGACCAUGUUGAGGCAGAAUUCGAACAGCCGUGUGUCGCCUGUUGAGGUUGCAAACUACUUAUCGCACGAGCCAAGUUAAGCUACCGAAGUGUCGAGCGAUAGAGCUACAACUCAGGUAUGGGAAUAUAUCGCCUAAAAUUGAGUUCUUGGAAUGAUUUAUGAUUUAGAUUUAAGCUACGAGUUAACAGUUUGUGUGUUUUAAUUUGGCUUCCAAGCGUGGUUAUGAAGUUCAGUUUGCUUUGAAAUAAAUCUUCGUUCCAUCUUUACUUGCUGUAAAAUUCACAGGUCCUGCUGUAUUGGAAUCGAACUGGUAAGCAAAGCAGUUGGGCUGAUGCAAAUACUAUUUUUUUUUUUUUUUUCAUUCAAUUCAAAUUUCUAAUCGAAUAUCAUAAUAUUCACAUUAUUGGAUAUUUUUCGAAUUGAAUCUUUAUAUACAGUGAAUUUUUCCUUCACACACUUCACACAGGAGUUCAAGAUAAAUGGAUCCAAAUUACAGUUAAAAUAAUACAGGAAUAUGCAUGGAACCAUAACAAAGAUGAGUAAAACGUAGGAAAAUCAAAACAAUCUGGCAUACUGUAAAAUUUAAGUUUGAAAAUAGUUAUAUUUUAUGUAACUAAUUUUUUACAUAAAAUAGAGAUUUAUUAUAAUUUUAAAUCACAGUCACCGAUUUGUUAAAUAUUUUAAAAAAAAGAUGUUUAAAAGUUAAUAAAUCGAUGAACACCGGCUGCAUGCACGAAAAAGUGUCCCUUAUCGCACAUUGUCCCAUUACGCUAUGUCACGUUAUGCUCAUUGUACGCUUGCGCCGCAUCUAUCUCUCUUCCACUCGAUUGGAACAACCAUCGAUUUGACUUUUUCGAGGCACAUUAAACUUGAAACACCCCCAUUCGUUUCCUACUUUUCCUAUCAUCGUCCUAUCCUUAACAGAAUAACACAGAUUGGAAGAAGUUAAAUAGCAAACAUGUAUAAACCUUAUAGUGAAAAUAAUAUCUUCGUUAAAGUAAUAAACAUAUUUGAAUUAAUGAGUGCAAAUAAAAGUAAAUUUAUCAAUUAAAUUGUAGAUUUCAUUUCACUCCUUUUUUGUAUCCAUACAAAAUAGUGAUAAUUCAAUAAAAAUUUAUUCAAUUUUAUUCAUAACAGUAUUCAAUCAUUUCAUCAAUGUUUUGUUAUGACGUCACGUUAAACUAUCGUCCGUAAACUGACUUUACAGACAACCAACUUUUUUUUCGAUUGCUCGCAGACCCCUGAAAGCGGUGGGUUGUGUGUGUGUGUGUGUGUGUUGCAGUGGCGAAGGUGAAGCCCCGAGUAGCCCCGCUCAUGCAGAAGACAAUGAAGCUAGUCAAGAGCCUGAAGCGAUAGUGAGCACGGACUGUGGCCCCCUUCUCGGCGACCACGUCGCGGAGGAUCAUGGAUUGGAAUGCAGACAACGUGGCCAGUUCCCCCCCGGGUUGUCCGUUAACAGUUACUGUGUCCAUACUUACUUCAAUUCCACGAACAUGCUGUUGUCAACUUCAGGGUGAUAAAAGAGUCGUAACUUUUUACGUCAGGCUGAAAAGUAAUUACAUCCUAGGAGUUUACAUUUUUAACUCCAUUUAAGAUUAAUUUUUUUUUUUUUUUUUUUAUCCAGUAAUGAUUAGGGACCUGAAAAAUUUGCGGAUUCAUUUCGUAUUAUGCUAAAAUUCAUAUAACUAUACCUUAGUGCUGCUUCUGCCAUUGGUUCACUGUUAAUCUGGAGGACUGAGGGCCAGCUGGAGACCCUCACUCAUAGAAGUGUCGAAUCACAGGCCAUCCAGUCGUGACGACUCACAUGUCAGCAGCCAAUGAACAGUUGGCAUUUGCCCGAGUGUGUAGAGGAUCGUGGAGUCUAUCCUGGAGGUCAUUGAACCCGCGAAUUUUUCCGGUCUCUAGUAACGAGACAUUCAUAUUUUUAUGUGAAAAAUGUAAACAGUUUUGAUGCUUAAAUACAUAAAAUCAUCUUUUUGUACAAAUUUAAUUCUUACUACUUGGAACCAGGUUCAAAGUUAGUAUUCAUUGAAACUGAAUUUACAGAUUAACUUUUAAAUAAUAGUAUAUUUUAAGUUCAAGUGGUUAACAUGCUCUCUUUACAAAUUGAAAAGUAGCUGACUGGAACCUUUCUCAGAUUUUUUUAUGCUGCGGGUCAGUUAAAUUUUUUGUGUGAGUCACUACGUACUUGAAUGUUGGUAAAACAUUCCUUUCCAUGUUUUGGUUGGUAAUACGUAUAAGUUAUAAAUAAUUUACAGUAUACUAAAUUAUUUUGAGGAUGAGUUAUAGUGUGGCAAAUGGUGUAUUUCCUGCAAAAGAAUGCUUUUAGAAUAUUGUUUUGAGGAGUUCACAUUAGAAAACACUGAUAAAAAAAUUUUUGUUGAAAAAUAAUAAAAUUCACUGUAGAAUAUUUGUUUAUAUUUUGAUUUGCAUGUAGGUAUUUAAUCAAAAAAAGAACUUCAGCCUUAAUUUCCCUUCAUUCCAACCUCUUUUUUGUGAUCACAUGUAAUGUUUGUAUCAUACAAAUUUACCCCUUUUUUAUAUACCUGUAUUCAGCUAUAUUUUUAGCAUGCCAUGAAAAAUACAGUAUAGAGAUUUUACUGCAUAAUGUUUAACUGGAAGAAAUUAAGCCUUUUAGACUGUGGUAGCCAAAAAAAAUUUUUCUCUAGUUUGCGAUGUGUUAUUCAAAACUAUUCAGAAAGCUUCAACAAAUUACGUCAACAAUUUUAUGUUCAAAUUUCAGACAUUUCUAAUUACUUAGUAACUACCAUUAAUAUUAAUAAUAUUUAAAGUAUUGUGUUGUCAAACUUAUGUUACAAGACAGGCAGAUAACUAAUUUAAAAAACCAUUUUAGUGUUAUUUCUGUGGCUUUUAGAUACUUCCUGCAGUAAAAUCCUAGUAGUAAACUGUUUAUAAAGAACUAAAAUUUUGACUUAAGGGGCCCGCCUCGUCAGGGGUGUAUGUGUGUUGGUGAGGCGGGAUGAUAAGCGCGACGCUCGCUGGUGCUUCCAGCGCAGUAUAGCCUCUAAGCGCAAGUCUCUGAACUGGCGCGCAUUCGUCUCGUCGUCACAGGAUAACUGUGAAAUUUGAGCGGUGACCGUAACAUUAUAUGGCGGAGAAAUGAAGAUAAAGGUGUUAUGCAAGCCCCUUAAGUGCUUUCAAGAAUCUGUACUGAUUGUUUUAUGCCUAAAAAUUGCUCUGAAAACAAGCGUUUUAGGCAUUUUAACGCUUCUAAAAAUACAGUUUAAAAACUUAAUCCGAAAUUGAAAGUACUUUUCGGUCCUCAGCGAACUCUUAAAUGCUAUUCGUAAAUAGGCCCCACUCGGAUAUCUUGAGUAGUUAUGAAAUCGCGUUGUUUUUCCUGAAGCUCUGCACACCGUGUGUGUGCCCAGGUAGGCGGGCCCCUUAACAGUUGUAAAUCUUCUUUAAAGGAGUUUAUGUAAUUUUAAUUAUUUUUUUUUUAAAUUUGUUUAAAACAAGAUUUUAAGUUUUUUUUAUUUUAAUUUUAUUGGAUCUUUGUAUAUCAUCAACAAGGUGUGGAAGGUAACAGCAAUGAUCUGUGAUAAUGAAUCUUCCCACCAUUUGUAUGGAGUGUGGAUUUGCGGAAUCUUGGAAAACCAAAAUCAGGGUGGACCAGGAGACUUAUCUGCAUCCUCUCGAAUGUGAGUCCAAAUUAUUGGUGUUACUCUUAAAAAUGGGGAGAAAAAAAAAAUGUUAAUUUGGUUCAGAGGCUUAUCGUGGCCAAAAGUUGUUUCGUUCACUUAUCGUGGUUUCUGGGCGGGGCUGACGAGAGAAACUAAGGGCCUGAAACAAGAAUACUUGGUGCAGCCACCUGGAAGCCCCAGUAGAAACACCCAACAUCUUGAAAUCACAAAUAUAUCCCACUUGUGGCAUCCAUAGUUGAAGUUUUCCAAGACCAGCUUGAUGUUUUCUUAUGUUUCUCCUUUCAGGUGAGUAGAAUGAGCUACUGUUCCCAUUGUGUAGCAGGAAAGCUUUAAGACUUGUACUUGAGCUGUCUAUAAAAAAGGGGACCACUGGUUUGGCUCAUAAGCAAUCUCUGUGUGUUGAAAGAGAGCAUUAACGUGGAUGUUCCGACAUUUCAUGGAAGCAGACAAAAUCCUUGUGCCGUACUCUGUAGUAUUUUGUUAUUUUGCAUCCUUCGGCAAGCAAGUUAUUUACCUUAAGACGGGAUGCACGGAGUUCGGCCUUUGAUUUGGUUAGUUCCAACUCUCUUAUAAGUUCAUCCAACUUUUUUUGAGUGAAGAGCUGUGGUUCCUUUCCAUUGCUCUCAUCACUAUUGGAGAAAUCGCUGCCAUCACAAGAUUUUUGUACUUUAUCUUGAGUAUUAGAAUCCUCUUGUGGCAGUAUAACUAGAAGCCCCUCGGAGCGCAAUACUGGAGCAGUAGAUGAUGGGAUGCUAGGAUAUGGAAUAUGUUUUCUAUUCUUGGUACUUUAGUAAUGUGUAAUGUCAACCAUACAACAGUAACACUUGUCGUGAUGGUUGUUUGGCUCACUCCAUAUUCGAGGAACUGCAAACGGCAUAGAUUUUCUUGUUCCGUGUAACUAACCCUCAGCUACUGCAAGACACAUGCAAGCAUGGUACACCGAAAUAAGCUAUGUAAGCAUCACAGAAUUUUUUCCCAAGCACAAUUUUAUGUUUCACUUGUCUAGAUCUGAUAUUAGGUAUGUCCACAAACAUAACAAUAUGUAUCUGCAGGCGAUUUACAAUGUCUUGGAUACUGUCAUGUUUAAUUUAAAGACAACAAUAGUUUUUAUAAUCACAAAAACGCAACAGUAGGUAUUUCACAAACAAGAGGAAGUUGUUUUACAAAAUACCGAUACAUGUGUUGUGUAUGUAUAUGUGGAUAGCAUUGUUACAGAUGUCAUGCUGAUUUUAUAAUGGAGAAACGCCACUGCCAUCAAUUGCUGAUCGCGUUGAACUACUACGAUUGUCAGGAAAAAAACUGUAAAUUCAAAAUUAUUAAUAAAUUAUUAAAAUAUCAUUAUACAUUUUUACUGUGAAAAGUACCGACAUUUGAAAAAAAAAUUAUUUCAUCCAAUAAACACUAAAAAAAAGGACCAUUAACAAUUUUUUGUUACAUAGUGUUACUUAUUUUCUCAUUUGUUUCGAGAUAUUUUUAUCAACAGUCUUGCCAAAUACCGUGGCACAAAGACUUUGAGCUUAAAAAAAUGUUAACACCCGGCACAAAAAUUUACUUACACAAUACUUUGAGAUUUCAAAGGCAUAUUACAGUCGGGCAUAAGGCGCAAAUUAAUGCAAAACCUAGUGCCACUCUUAAAGAAUAGCACCUCCGGACACAAGUGUGUGUAUUUACUCUAUAGUGUAUUGAUCCUUGCUGUAUUGGAUUCAUAGAAUUUUCAAAAUAGCUUGUAUGUAUUUUUAUUACAAGUAAUAUACUUAGAGGAUAAGGUGAUGUUUUGUACAUUUUUAAAACAUAUUAAUGUUUUCUAUUAUUGCCUAUGUAGUUACUUAAUGAAAGCAGUCAUUUUCUACCUGGAUGUUGAAUAGUAGCUUUUAAACCAUAACAAAACAAAACAAAACAAAACCAAACCUUCUAGGGAUUGUGUGGAAAUUUUCCCACACAGAAUAUUCUAAAAAUAACCUUCAUAGUUAAACACAUCUACAUGUGCAAUAUAUAAUCUCACAAAACUGUGUAUCCUUGUUCAUUUUGUUGAAAUGUUCUGAAAUGGAAACACAAAAAGUUUAAAUGACCUCAGUUUACAUGAAUGACAGAUUUACGAAUUUUUUCGAUUACCAGUUUGUGAUUAAAUAUGUGAUUUGUUACGACUCAAACUUGACAUAUGGUACUGUGUUACAUACGUUGUGAGUAUUUGUUGAAUGCUUGUUUUUUCAUGCAUGCCGUAUGUCACCUUUGUAAAUUUAGUUGUCUGACGUCUGUGCAGAGCCUGUAAAAUCACAAUGUGUUUUUCACUAUACGUCGUAAUUUUUUUUUUUGUGGUUUAGUUGUGAAAGAUGAGAAAUUGUGUCGGUUAUGUGAUUCAUUUAUAUAUGAAUAAAUAAUAAUCUAGAGUUUUUAAA